Messenger RNA from Manihot esculenta (cassava), 964 nucleotides. RefSeq names its product chlorophyll a-b binding protein 13, chloroplastic. The transcript is spliced from 3 exons. Gene Ontology annotation, cellular component: chloroplast envelope; plastoglobule; chloroplast thylakoid membrane. Gene Ontology annotation, biological process: response to light stimulus; photosynthesis, light harvesting in photosystem I. Lineage: Eukaryota; Viridiplantae; Streptophyta; Magnoliopsida; Malpighiales; Euphorbiaceae. The coding region runs from base 43 to 834 and encodes 263 amino acids. The record is from RefSeq and is a predicted model, not a curated record.
UUCCCUUUCUACACAUUUCCAGGCUGCAAUUAUCUACUUUCAAUGGCUUCAAUGGCUAGCUCCAGUACUAUCCUCAGGCCAACUCCAUUUCUUGGCCAAAAGGGUUCAACUGCUAAUCCUCUCAGAGAUGGUGUCGCCAUGGGAAAUGGCAAAUACAUCAUGGGGAAUGAGUUGUGGUAUGGACCAGACAGAGUGAAGUACUUGGGACCCUUUUCAGCUCAGACUCCUUCAUACCUGACUGGAGAAUUUCCAGGUGACUAUGGAUGGGACACUGCUGGUUUGUCAGCUGAUCCUGAGGCUUUUGCCAGGAACAGGGCUCUUGAGGUGAUUCAUGGGAGAUGGGCUAUGCUUGGAGCACUAGGCUGCAUCACACCAGAAGUACUUGAGAAAUGGGUAAAGGUGGACUUCAAGGAACCAGUAUGGUUCAAAGCUGGAGCUCAAAUCUUCUCAGAAGGUGGCUUAGACUACUUGGGAAACCCAAACCUAGUCCAUGCACAAAGCAUCCUUGCAGUUCUUGGAUUCCAAGUGGUCCUAAUGGGACUUGUUGAAGGAUUCCGCAUCAAUGGUCUCCCUGGAGUGGGAGAGGGCAAUGAUCUUUACCCCGGCGGCAAGUACUUUGACCCUCUAGGCCUUGCAGAUGAUCCAGUUACAUUUGCAGAGCUGAAGGUGAAGGAGAUCAAGAAUGGAAGGCUAGCCAUGUUCUCAAUGUUUGGUUUCUUUGUUCAAGCUAUUGUAACUGGGAAGGGUCCCCUGGAGAACCUUUUGGACCACCUUGACAACCCAGUUGCUAAUAAUGCUUGGGUCUAUGCCACAAAGUUUGUCCCUGGAUCAUAAAUUGAUGAUUUGUAAUGGAAACUCUACCACCUAGGGUAUCAAAAUUUCCUGUACUAUCAGAUUUAAAAACUUGAGUGUCGGUUGGAGUCCAAUGUACAUUUUAAUUUUAUGGCGAUGCUCUUCUUCUUUA